Molecule: messenger RNA, 3108 nt
Organism: Melozone crissalis (California towhee)
Lineage: Eukaryota; Metazoa; Chordata; Aves; Passeriformes; Passerellidae
Gene: AP1S3
Product: adaptor related protein complex 1 subunit sigma 3
Exons: 4
Coding region: 2358-2672 (104 amino acids)
Biological process (GO): vesicle-mediated transport; protein transport
Cellular component (GO): intracellular membrane-bounded organelle
Source: RefSeq, a predicted model, not a curated record
UCCUUUACAAUGUGCCCCAUGUACAAAUUGUAGAGAGAGCUACAAUUCUGGGUUCUGGGAGAGCUUGUUGGUUGUGUUGUAUUGGAACUGAGUGAGCUGCAGCAGGUCAAAGGCCCACAAUGAACCAGUGAGCUGAGACAUGAGCAACUGCUGUGUGAUCCCAGUUGGGGAUGUGUAACCCUGUCCUGUGUUCUGCUUGCCAGCUCAUACAGACAUCAUCUCUGCUUCAUCUGGCUGCCCUUCAGAGCUCUGCAAAGGCUCUUACCUGCAGAGUACCACAGGAUCCUUUCCUGAGAUGCCUUGGACCUGUCUGAGGUGCCAAGGAAAUGCUGAUUUUGCUGGAUGGAGUGAGCACAGCCCACAGUGUAAUAUAUACACAGGACACAAACUGCAGCCACACAAGGUGAUUGCACUUGUUUCAGGAUACUUUCUCACAGGGAAAGGAUGGAGAUACACUGGAAAACAUCCUUAUCCCUCACAGCUGCUCACAGGCUCAAAUUCAGCACUGGCUAGCUGUGUAACACUAGGAGUGUCUGAAUGUUGGUUGAUCAGUAUGUUGUGUGGCUCACUGCUUCCUUGGGGUAUUUGGGAGCCAGAGAGGGAAUCUGGAAGGGUUUGACAAAUUUGCCACCUUUGAAUGAGGACUGAAGAGCUUGUGUGAUAUAUAAUAAUUUUGUAGAGUUGUUUGGUUUUUUUUUAAUAUGGUAUGUCUCAUUUUGAACUGCUUAAACUUCUCACAUUUCCAGUGAAAACUGACUGGAAAAAAUGAAGCUGUUGCUGAUUUAUAGUCAGAAAAGCCUGUUUAGAUGUCUAUGUAGAUAAUCUUAUGUUUUGAAUAAGGCAUAUAAACUUUAGUUAAAGUUGAAGAUGCUGGAAAAUUGCAAAUGGUGUACUUGUAGUCAAAGCACAAAAAUAGAUGUAUUGGUUUUCUAACUGAGAAUGCACAGUUGAUCACUUCUCAAAUUCCUGAUAUUGAAAACUUCAUUUAAGUUUCAGAUAGCUGUGCCAGGUCUUAGUACCUGUAGUGUUGACUUUACUCAUUGAGGAGAUUUAGAAUACAUCAGAUGCAGGAAAAGGGCAGAUUUUAAUGUUGAUAAGAUUUACUACUACAGUCAGAAGGAAAGCUGUCUAAGGUUUUUUAUCUCUGUUGACCAAGUCCUCAGUGAUGAAUAACCUAACUGUGAAAUGCCAUGAUCAAAUGCUACAGAAAAUGAUGAAUUUCUGCCAGCCUAACAUUUAAAAGCUGAUUUUGUCAUCAAUGAACCAUCUUACAGGAAGUUUCAAUGUGGCCUCUCAUUCACAAAAGGCAAGGAUCAAGGAUUUCUUAAGUGACUGCUAUCAAGUGAUCCUAUAAAGCUUUUUGUCCCUUUGGAAGAUGUAAGGCCAUGGGCUCUAUGCAGCUGUGUAGUCUGCUCAACUUUUAAUAUGCAAAAGCUAAUUGCUGAACAGAUUCAAAGACAGCAUUACUUGUUUUAUCACUCUGGCAAUGGAAGUAUCAAAAUAAUACCAGUAAUAAAAUCUGUACAAUUUUUUUCAUAAAAUUAAAUAUCAAAUCAUGAAGUGAAAUAUGUGGGGUCAUUAGAAAUUUUUCUUUCUGCUUCUAUGCAUGACUCUUUUCCCCCCAACAUAUCAGCAGCUCUGAUACCUGCUGUAGCUACCUGCUGUCUGACUCACAUUUGUACUCAGGGUCUCUGACAAGUUUUAGUUCAUAAUCUGGCCACACAAAGAAGUAGAAGCAUAUUCUUUGACUUACUGUUGAUGUAUUAUUUUAAUUUUGGUGGGACUGACUGGUUUGUCUGCAGAAAAUUUGGUACAUUCAUUCCUAAAUUGCUUUGUAUCACAAAGAUGAUAUGGGUUGUGGAGGUAUAUGUUUUUCUCCUCUUUACCUUGUUUAUAGAGAAAUGCACAUUAGGGUUUAAAUUGCUCCUGGCUUUGCUACUCUAGCUGUCUUUCAAGUAAAGAUUCUAUGCCUUGCAGUAUCUAUACUGAGUCUUCUUUCUGAAGCCUGUUUUCAGCUGCUCUCAAAAUCUACACGUGUAUAUCUGUCAAAACUCUGAGUUUUCAUGAGCUCAAGUGCACCUGUGCAGCUGAUCAGGAGUGGGCACUGCUUGCCUGUACUCCUUGAUGGCAUUGCUGCUGAGCCAUGGCUGGCUGGCAGUUCUGGUGCUGUCCUUGGUCUUUUCUCUGUUCUCAUUCAUUUCUCUUUCUUUCUUCCUUAGUAUACGGCUCCUUCUCCAGGUUUCCUCCACAGCAGCACAUCCAUGUUGGAGUUUGCCUUCCUGAGACAGGUGACAGCAGCUCUUGAAGCACAACUGCCCUGCUCACCAGAGCCUCCUGAUCUCUCUAGCAGUGCUUGAAUGCAGGAUGGCUGGGGCAGCAGACGUGGAAGGUAUGCUAGUUUGUAUUUCUGCUGUGCAAUAGAAGACCAGGACAACGAGCUGCUGACACUAGAGGUCGUUCAUCGAUACGUGGAGCUCCUGGACAGAUACUUUGGAAAUGUGUGCGAGCUGGAUAUUAUCUUCAAUUUUGAAAAAGCUUAUUUUAUUCUUGAUGAGUUUAUAAUUGGUGGAGAAGUACAAGAGACUUCAAAGAAGACUGCAGUGAAAGCCAUAGAAGAUUCUGACAUGUUGCAGGAGACAGUAGAAGAAUACAUGAACAAGCCUGCAUUUUAAUGUUAAACUACCUGGACAGAAAACUACUGUAUGCACCUCUGAAGUGCACUUCCUGAAAUUCUUCCCAAUGUGCCAGAUCCUCAGAGAAAUACCAAAAACCAAUAACUGAAGGGGUUUGUUUGUAUAAUGGUGAAGAUGAAGGUCAGCUAAUGUAGCAAAGGGUUUAACAAUUCUGUGCUUUGCAUUACUCUGUACAUGAGUUUCUCAGAGUUGUUAUUGCCCCAGUCUAGUUUCUCUUCUCGUUGCUGGACUCAACUCUUGUUUUGUACCACAUCUUUUAGCUAUGGGUUUUGUCAUCACAAGAUGCUCCUCUGACAAUACUUUGAAGAGGUAUUUUUACUAGUUUUGUUCACUGCUGACUGUAUGACUCUACUUUUGUACAAAUGUCCAUUAUUUUGAAUGUAAUGGUUAUUCUGCUGUAAUAAUAAUUUUUUUC